UCGUAAACGUUUACAAAUAAAACUACAAAUAUUACCGAUAAUUUACCGCGGUUGUGACACAAUGAGUGUCAAACAAGUGAAGAAACUUUAUAGAGAUGGUUUGGAUAAGCAGACUAGUGAAAGAUAUGCUCAAAAGUGUAAUUUGAUAGGCGGAAAAGAUCCGUACGACCUCGUGAAAGGGGACUUGACAAGUGACGUGAAAUGCCUUCCAGCGGUAUCUUACAUAGAUAUUAUCAAUUACUUAGUCAACACAAAAAGUGCCUAUACGAUGGAUGAAUUGAAAGCUUACAAAUCCCUAGAAGCAUACAAUCAGUUUGUCUGUGGCUGGGUUCGAGAUGUCAUGAGCAUGAAUGUUGGAAACAAAGUUCUGGUUACAGCACGGGUAAGGCAUUCCCAGAGGAUGAACGAGACUGCUCUUAGACCUUGGGUGAUUGUUGACACAACAGGAGUCGUUGAUACAGCGCAUUGUGAUUGUAUGGCAGGUCUGGGAGAGGCAUGUAGCCACGUAGGGUCGCUGUUGUUCUAUCUAGAGGCAGCUGCUAGAAUCAACGCUUCAAAAACAGUCACUCAAGAGAAAGCACACUGGCUAUUACCAAGAAGUAUCGAUAAAGUACCGUAUUCCAUGAUAUCAGACAUUGACUUUACAUCAGCAGAGACAAAAAAAAAAGGAAAUUGGACAGUGCCAUCGAAGGUGAAGAUGAGGGUGAUUCACGGGCAGCUACAAAGCUACCAAAAGUGCCAGAACCAUCUGAAUCUGAACAGGAGAAUUUAUUACAGUGUUUGUUUCGCAACAAGUCAAAAGCGGCAAUUUUGACAGUGUCGUCAAAAUAUCAAGAACAAUUCGUGCCAGAUAUUCUCACUGAUGGGAAGUUACCAGAGCCUCUGAUUAAGCUAAGAGAUGACAAAUACCUCAGUAUGCCGGCUGACGAGCUCAGGAAAACGUGUGAGGAUUUAUUUGC
This is a messenger RNA of Mercenaria mercenaria, 959 nucleotides long. RefSeq lists its product as uncharacterized. NCBI's taxonomy places the organism in Eukaryota, Metazoa, Mollusca, Bivalvia, Venerida, Veneridae. The record is from RefSeq and is a predicted model, not a curated record. The transcript has 2 exons. Bases 62 to 814 code for a protein of 250 amino acids.